Messenger RNA from Hordeum vulgare subsp. vulgare (domesticated barley), 1910 nucleotides. RefSeq names its product protein NUCLEAR FUSION DEFECTIVE 4-like. Bases 53 to 1807 code for a protein of 584 amino acids. Gene Ontology annotation, cellular component: membrane. NCBI's taxonomy places the organism in Eukaryota, Viridiplantae, Streptophyta, Magnoliopsida, Poales, Poaceae. The transcript has a single exon. The record is from RefSeq and is a predicted model, not a curated record.
CAUUGUGAUCUCCCGAAAAAGCCAACCACGGAAACAAGCAGAGCAUCUCGCCAUGGCGGCCGCGGCCAGGGCCUUCGCGGCGCACGUGCUGCGCGGGAGGUGGUUCAUGGCGUACGGCUCCUUCCUCAUCAUGUCCGCGGCGGGGGCGACGUACAUCUUCGCCGUCUACUCCAAGGACAUCAAGGCCACGCUCGGCUACACCCAGGAGCAGCUCAACACCGUCGGCUUCUUCAAGGACGUCGGCGCCAACGUCGGCAUCCACGCCGGCCUCAUCGCCGAGGUCGCCCCGCCAUGGCUCGUCCUCGCCGUCGGCGCCGCAAUGAACCUGGGGGGGUACCUCAUGCUCUACCUCUCCGUCGCGGGCGUCGUCCGCGCCAGGCCCCCGCUCUGGCUCGUCUGCCUCUACAUCGCCGUCGGCGCCAACUCGCAGGCCUUCGCCAACACCGGCGCGCUCGUCACCUGCGUCAAGAACUUCCCCGAGAGCCGAGGCGUCAUACUCGGCUUGCUCAAGGGCUUCGUCGGGCUGAGCGGCGCCAUCUUCACCCAGCUCUACCUCGCCUUCUACGGCGGUGGCGGCGGCGACACCCGUCCGCUCAUACUGCUCGUUGGCUGGCUCCCCGCCGCCGUCUCCGUGGCGUUCCUCGGCACCAUACGGAUCAUUCGCUCGCCGCGCUCCCCGGCCGCGGCGCGCCGCGAGUACCGCGCCUUCUGCGGCUUCCUGUACGUGUCGCUCGCGCUCGCCGCCUACCUCAUGGUCGUCAUCAUCUUGCAGAAAAGGUUCGUGUUCACCCGAGCGGAGUAUGGCGUCAGCGCCGCCGUCGUGCUAGUAAUGGUCCUCGUCCCAUUCACCGUGGUCCUGCGCGAGGAGGCCGCACUGUUUAAGAACACGGUGGAAGCGCAGCCCGUGGUGGUGAACACGCCCACCAAACCGCGGACGCCGGCACAAGCCGCACAACAGCCAGCUGCCAUCGCAGAGAGGCCAGCGGCUACACUGACGUCGAGGGUGGUGCGCGCUCUGAGGCCACCACCGCUUGGAGACGACUACACGAUCCUCCAGGCGCUGGUGAGCGUGGACAUGCUGCUGCUGUUCACGGCGACGGUGUUCGGCAUCGGCGGCACACUCACGGCCAUCGACAACAUGGGCCAGAUCGGCGAGUCGCUGGGCUACCCGCAGCGCAGCAUCGCCACCUUCGUCUCCCUCAUCAGCAUCUGGAACUACCUCGGCCGCGUCGCCGCCGGCUUCGCAUCGGAGGCGCUCCUCGCGCGGUACCGCCUCCCGCGCCCGCUCGUCCUCGCCGUCGUGCUGCUCCUCACGAUCCCGGGCCACCUCCUCAUAUCGUUCGGCGUGCCGGGGUCGCUGUACGUGGCGUCGGUGAUCAUCGGGUUCUGCUUCGGCGCGGCGCAGCCGCUGAUCCUGGCGAGCGUGUCGGAGCUGUUCGGGCUCAGGUACUACUCCACGCUCUACAACCUGUGCGGCACGGCGAGCCCCGUGGGGUCGUACGUCCUCAACGUGCGCGUGGCCGGGCGGAUGUACGACCGCGAGGCCGCGCGGCAGGCUGGCGGGCACGCCGUGGCCUCGGCGGCCGGGAAGAGGCUCGUGACUUGCAUCGGCGUCCGGUGCUACAAGGAGUCGUUCUUGGUCAUAACGGCGGUGACGGCGGCCGCCGCGGCGGUGACGCUGGUGCUGGCGUGGAGGACUCGGAGAUUCUACGCGGGGGACGUGUACGCGCGGUUUAAGGAGGAAGAGGAGGUGGUGGUGGUUGGGCAGAGCAGAGACGGCGUCGCCGCGUCGGAGAUGAGCAGUUAGAAGUGUUAGGGAGUUGACGCUGACCAUAGAUGUAACACAACAAACACGAUCAGAGUGGUGAGGUAGACGAACAGAAUGUUUUUUCUUGAGAUUCAGAGUAGGA